Molecule: messenger RNA, 4230 nt
Organism: Loxodonta africana (African savanna elephant)
Lineage: Eukaryota; Metazoa; Chordata; Mammalia; Proboscidea; Elephantidae
Gene: TMEM38B
Product: transmembrane protein 38B
Exons: 6
Coding region: 46-843 (265 amino acids)
Biological process (GO): potassium ion transmembrane transport
Cellular component (GO): membrane
Molecular function (GO): identical protein binding; potassium channel activity
Source: RefSeq, a predicted model, not a curated record
GCCGCGCACGCCGGGAACCGGCCGCUGCCGCGGUCGGUCGUAGCCAUGGAGUCUCCGUGGGAUGAGCUGACUCUUGCCUUCUCCCGCACGUCCAUGUUCCCCUUUUUUGACAUCGCCCACUAUCUGGUGUCCCUCAUGGCGAUGAAGCGUCAGCCGGGAGCAGUGACAAUGGCAUGGAAGAAUCCUUUUUCAAGCUGGUGUACUGCUAUGCUCCACUGCUUUGGUGGAGGAAUUUUAUCCUGUAUACUGCUUGCAGAGCCUCCAUUGAGGUUUCUUGCAAACAACACUAAUGUAUUACUGGCAUCUUCAAUCUGGUAUAUUAUAUUUUUUUGCCCAUGUGACCUAGUUUGCCAGGCCUAUUCUUUUCUACCUGUUCAACUCUUGGCUGCAGGAAUGAAGGAAGUGACCAGAACUUGGAAAAUAGUAGGUGGAGUCACACAUGCUAAUAGCUAUUACAAAAAUGGCUGGAUAGUCAUGAUAGCUAUUGGAUGGGCCCGAGGUGCCGGUGGUAGCAUUAUUACAAAUUUUGAGCAGUUGAUGAAGGGAACUUGGAAACCAGAAGCUGAUGAAUGGCUGAAGAUGUCUUACCCUUCCAAGGUGACCCUCCUGGGGUCAGUUAUGUUCACAUUCCAGCAUACCAAGCAUCUGGCAAUAUCAAAGCAUAAUCUGAUGUUCUUCUAUACUGUCUUUCUUGUAGCCACAAAGCAACGUGUGCAAGAGGAUUGGAAUGUUGAUGUUUUUGAAAGCACCUCAUGGAGGGAUGGAAUGACUGGCAGACAAACUCAGAAGGCCCAUGUUAUUUGCAUAAAAAUAUGGUAUUUCUUCCUUUUCUGUGUUCUGUAGUAGUUUGAGUAGAAUUGGUGUCAGUUUUUCUCUGAAUAUUUGGUAGAACACUCCAGUGAAACCAUCUGAGCUGGGGCCUUUUUCUGUUGGGAGUUUUUUUUUUUUUAAAUGACGUCUUCAGUUUUUUCUUUUGUUAUGGAUCUGUUUAGGUUUUCUACUCUGUGUUAGUUUAGGUAGAUAGUGUGUUUCUAGAAAUUUGUCCAUUUCUUCUAGGUUUUCAAAUUUGUUAGUGUAGAAUUUUUCAUAUUAUUCUGUUGUGAUCCUCUUUAUCUUGCUUGGUGGUUCUGUUAUAAUGUUUCUCAUUUCAUUUUUAUUUUGAUUUAUGUGCAUCUUUUCAAUUUUUUUCUUUGUCAGUUUGGCCAGCGGUUUGUCAAUUUUAUUGAUCCUGUCAAAGAACCAACUUCUAGUUUUAUUUAUUCUGUUGUUUUUCUAAUUCAUUUAUUUCUCCUCUGAUCUUUAUUAUUUCCUUUCUUCUGGUGACUAUGGACUUUUUUUUUUAAAUAAUUUUUAUUGUGCUUUAAGUGAAAGUUUACAGAUCAAGUCAGUCUGUCACACUUAAGCCUAUAUACACCUUAGUACAUACUCCCAUUUACUCUCCCCCUAAUGAGUCAGCCCUUCCAGUCCCUCCUUUCGUGACCGUUUUGCCAGUUUCUAACCCUGUCUACCCUCCCAUCUCCCCUCCAGACAGGAGAUGCCAACACAGUCUCAAGUGUCCACCUGAUACAAGUAGCUCACUCUUCAGCAGCAUCUCUCUCCAACGCAUUGUCCAGUCCCUUUAUGGACUUCUUUUGUUGUUCCUUUUCUAUUUGUUCAAGUUGUCAGGUUAAGUUAUUGAUUUUGGACCUUUCUUCUUUUUUGAUGUGUGCAUCUGUUGCGAUAAAUUUUCCUCUGAGCACUACCUUUGCUGAGUUCCAGAGGUUUUGGUAUAUUGUGUCUUCAUUCUCAUUUGAUUUCUAAUAAUUUUUUAAUUUCAUUUUUAAUUUUUUCUUUGACCCAGUAGUUUGGCAUCUCAUGUUGUUGUGUGAUAUUAUUGGUUCUCUAUCCAAAUGACUUCCUUUAAUACUUCUUGUAAGGCUGUUCUGGUUUUUACAGAUUCCCUUAGUUUCUGCUUAUCUGGGGAUGUCUUAUUUUCACCCUCAUUUUUAAAAGACAAUUUUUCUGGAUAUAUGAUUCUUGAUUGGCAGUUUUUUUCCUUUAGGAUUUUAUAUAUAUUAUUCCAUUGCCUUCAUGCCUGCAUGGUUUCUGAUGAAAAAUCAGUGUUUAGUCUCAUUGGCGCCCUUUCGUAAGUGAUGCUUUGUUUUUCACAAGCUACUUUCAGAUUCUUUGUCUUUGGUUUUGGAAAGUUUGAUUAUGAUAUGUCUCGGUGAAUUUUUUGGGGUCUAUCCUGUAUGCUGUAUGGGGUUUUCUGAGCUUCUUGGAUUGUAACCAUCUCGUCUUUCAUGAUAUUUGGGAAGUUUUCAGCCAAUAUAUCUUCAAAAAUUCUCUCUGUACAUUUUCCCUCUCCUUUUCUGGAAUUCCUAUUACACAGAUAUUAUGCCUCUUGAUGGUGUCCCACAUCUUUAGGCUUUCUUCAUUCUUUUUUUCUGAUUGUUCCUCAGACGAAUUACUAUCAAGAGGCUUGUCCUCUAUUUCACUGAUUCAUUGUUUAAUUGGUUGAAUUUGACUUUUGUGCCCAUCCAUUGACUAUCUAUUUCUGAUAUUUUAUUGUUCAUCUUCUGGAUUUCUAAAUGUUGUUUUUGUGUGGUUUCUAAUUGCGUCUGUCAUUUUGGUCUUGUAUUGUUUUCCUAAAUUCUUCUAGGGCUUUUUCUGUGUUUUCCUUGAUCUCUUUGAGGAUACUAAAUAUAAAUCUUUUGAAUUCCUUCUCAGAUAGUUCCAUUAUCUUUUCUCCAUCAGGAAGGUGUUUUUUUCCCUCACUUGUUGGAGCUAUCAUAUCCUGUUUUUAGAUAUGAUUUGUUAUUGUCUGCUGUCUUUGAGGCAUUAUAGGUAUUAUUUUAUUUAUGUAUUUAUUGAUUGAUGGUAUGUUUGUUUUGUCCUAAUUUUUGUUUUGUUUGGAUAUAUUAGGUUGGGUGGGGUGCAUGCUCUGCUGAUCAAUGGUAUGGAAUGCUCACCACCUGUUGCCAGGUGAGCAGGGCAGCAGUGAGCAGGGUGAGCACGCAUCACUGUUCUCUGGGCAUGCGGGGCGGAUGGGGGUAGGCUGGGUGUGAGUGUGCUGCUGCCAAUAGUCAGUCCAUUGGCAUGGGAGAAGUGAUGGUGCUUGCCGGGUGGGCAGGAUGGUGGGCUAGGGUUAUUGUGGGCAACCAGUGGUGUGGUCGUGCUCACUGCUAUUCGCUGGAUGGUGGGUUGGUGGGUGAGUGGAUGUUGUGGGCAACCAACGGUGUGCCUGCAUUCACUGACGCUUGCUGGGUGAGCAGGGUGGUGGGUCGGGGGCAUGUGGUGGGUGAUUGGGGAUGUGGGAGCACUCUCUGCCACUCCCCUGGUGGAUAGUUCGGCAAGCCUGAGGGUGUGGUAGACGACAAGUGGUAUGGAGUGCUCACUGUUGCUUACUGGGUAGGCAGGGCGGUGGGUGGGGUGUGUAGCAGGUGGUGGGGUGUGGCAGGUGACUGAUAUGGUGGGCCCACUCGCUACCACUUGCUGGUUGGGCAGGGUGGUGGACUGGGCAGUGUGACAGGCAACUAGCAGCACGUUUCGUUCACUGCUGCUCGCCAGGUGAGUGAUGGGUAUGAAAGUUUGACAGGUGACCGGGAACUCUGGGUGCUCUCUGCUACUUGCUGAGUGGGAUGGGUGGUGGGUAGGGGUGUGUGGUGGGCAACUGGUGGCUCAGGCGUGCUUGCUGCUGCUCUCUGGGUGAGCAGGAGAGGUGACAAGUGGGGUAUGACUGGGUAGGAGAGGGAAAGGGGGGCUUGUAUCACAGCACUCAUGUGGGCAGGGUAGCAGGGGUGGGGGGAUUUGCAUUGCUAAUCACCAGGAGGGUAGGGGGAGAGGGAGUGUACUCCUCUGGUCACGGGGUGUGGGUGCCUGGGGCGUUCCCUGUUGGCUGCAGCCAGCAACUGGGCCUUUGCCCUGACCAAGUGUGAGGAGUAGGGGGUUGCCCGGAAUCUGGUCAGGUGGGGGACCUCCUGCUGACACUCUGGAUCUGUUAGUUUGUGUGCACCACUCACCCUAAUGGUCGGGACCUCUGCUGGUGAGUAGUCCUGUCUCUGGAUCCUGGCUCCCUCCAUGCUCUCUGGAGUCCAGGAUCCCUGGAGCUCUCAUCCUCCUUCCUGUACUUUCGCUCCUUAGAUCUGGUGCAUAUCCUGCUCACUUUGCAUAACUCUGGGCAUCUCUACACAGUUUUUCUGUCUUCUAUUGGGAAUUCUGUGAAAUUGCCUUACUGUGCUUUUCACUUGG